This is a messenger RNA of Anolis sagrei ordinatus, 4996 nucleotides long. NCBI's taxonomy places the organism in Eukaryota, Metazoa, Chordata, Lepidosauria, Squamata, Anolidae. The record is from RefSeq and is a predicted model, not a curated record.
AUGAACAAGGAAGCCACUGAAGUAUCCGAGAACAACCAUCACCUGAAGGUCUUUCUGCCCAAGAAGCUGGUGGAUUGCGUCCCCAAGUGCCCCGCUUUGCCCAAGGAGCGCCUCCGGUGGAACACCAACGAGGAGAUUGCGUCCUAUUUGAUCACCUUUGAGAAACAUGAGGAGUGGCUCUCCUGCUCCCCCAAAACCAGGCCCCAGAACGGCUCCAUGAUCCUGUACAACCGCAAGAAGGUGAAGUACCGGAAGGACGGCUAUUGCUGGAAGAAGCGGAAGGACGGGAAGACCACGCGCGAGGACCACAUGAAGCUCAAAGUCAAGGGCCUCGAGUGUCUCUAUGGCUGCUACGUCCAUUCGUCCAUCGUCCCCACAUUCCACCGGCGCUGCUAUUGGCUCCUGCAGAACCCGGACAUUGUGCUGGUGCACUACCUGAACGUGCCGGCCAUUGAGGACUGUGGGAAGCUGUGUGGGCCGGUCCUGUGCUCCAUCAACAGUGACCGCAAGGAGUGGCUGAAGUGGUCCAAGGAGGAGCUGGUGGGGCAGCUCAAGCCCAUGUUUCACGGGAUCAAGUGGACCUGCAGCAACGGGAACGGGACGGCCGAGUUCUCCAUCGAGCAGCUGGUGCAGCAGAUCCUGGAGAGCCACCAGGCCAAGCCCCUGCCACGCACCCACGCCUGCCUCUGCACCAGCGGACUCGGGAGCCCCAGCCACGUCCCGCACAAAUGCAGCAGCAGCACCAAGCACCGCAUCAUCUCCCCGAAGGUGGAGCUCUGCCCCCCGUGCCCCUUCCCGGCGCUCACCAAGACCCACGUCGUCCCGUCGGAGGAGGCCAAAGUGGAGCCAGAGGCACCCAGAGCCUCGUCUUCGUCGUCAACCUCUUCCUCCUCCUCGUCCUCUGAGGGCCACAGGGAGCCCCGUCUGGCCAAGGCGGCUUCCCCGGAUGGCGACCCUCUUGUCCCCAAACAGGAGCUUCCGUCCGCCUCCCUCUCGGUGGGACUUCCAGGUGGAACCAACGGCAGUGGGGCCCUCCUGGUCAUGGCCGGCGUGAGAGGCCCUCCCGAGAAGCCUCUAGCCUUGACCCCCAGCCAACAGCUGCUCUCCCGAGAGGGAGGUCAUGGCGAAAGCGCGGCCCCCCCGGCGACCCCUCUGGGCCUGGCUUUGCUCUUGGGACCGGGCCUGGUCCUCUCGCAGAACCUGGACUCCAGUAUGGAGACCGCGGAGUCGGGACCCGCCGAGCCGGACGCGGCCUUCGACCCGGACUGCUUCCUCAACAGCCCCAAGGAAGGCGAGACUUACGGCGGGGGCACCAAACCGGAGCCGCCGCCGUCGGAGAACAACAACAACAGCGGUAACGCCACCGCCCUCCAAGGCUACUCGGUCUUUGUGCCCAGCACCAACCGCUUCUUCAUCCAGGACGAUGGCGGGGCCCGGCCCGCGGCCGCCCUCUUGCCCCCCUCGCCUCCGCCGUCCUCUUCUGCCGGGACGGAAGAAUGCAAGAGCAGCCCCCCGGAGACCCCCAUGGAGACCACCCCCACCGCCGGGGAAGAGGAGCCCCAGGGCGACGAGGGGCCUCCCACGGAGAUUUCGGCCACGGAGCUGCAGGAGGAGCUCUACUCCAUGAUCCAGACGGCGGCAGUGGCGGCAACUGCCUCUCCCUCAACCGCCUCCUUCGGCCUCUCCUUCGACAACCACUUCCCGGACCUCAUUGGCGAACUCAUGACGGACGAGAGCGGGGCGGGCGGCGGCGGAGACGGAACCUCGGAAGGGAACGGCAGUGGUGGAGGGAGGCAGAGCCCCGGGAGGGUCCUCUCUGCGGGGGAGGAUCUGGGCGAGGAGACCCCACAGCAGUCGUUGGCCUCCAUCACGGACUUCUCCCCUGAAUGGUCCUACCCAGAGGGGGGCGUGAAGGUGCUGAUCACGGGGCCCUGGGUGGACCAGGCCGAGCCCUACAGCUGCCUUUUCGACCAGAUCUCCGUCCCGGCCGCCCUCAUCCAGUCCGGAGUGCUGCGCUGCUAUUGCCCAGCCCACGAGGCCGGCCUGGUCCCUCUGCACGUGGCUUGCAAGUCCCGCGUGGUCUCCCUCUCCGUCCUCUUCGAGUACCGGGCGAGGAACUUCUUAGCGCUGCCCAGCACACAGAUGGACUGGCUCUCUUUGGACGAUAACCAGUUCCGGAUGUCCAUCCUGGAGCGGCUGGAGCAGAUGGAGAAGCGGAUGGCCGAGAUGACCGCCAAUGCCGCCACUUCGGUCUCGGCCCCUGCCCAGCAGAGAGGAGAGAGGACCUCCAGCCAGGCUGCCUCGGACUCCUUCGAGGACCGGAUCGUGGCCCUGUGCGAGAAGAUGAUGGCCCAGCCCUGCUGGCUGCGGGCAGGAGCCACGCUGGUCCACCACGUCAGCUUCCGGGGCAUGACCCUCCUGCACCUGGCCGCCGCCCAAGGGUACACCCGCCUCAUCCAGGCCCUCAUCCGGUGGCGGAACCUCAACGUUCAGAGCCUAGACCUGGAGCAAGAGGUGGACCCCCUCAACGUGGACCAUUUCUCCUGCACCCCUUUGAUGUGGGCCUGUGCGCUGGGGCACCUGGAGGCGGCGCAGCUGCUCUUCCGCUGGAACCGGGCGGCGCUCUCCAUCCCGGACUCUUUGGGCCGCCUGCCCCUCUCGGUCGCCCGCUCCCGGGGACACGUCCGGCUGGCCUCCCGCCUGGAGGAGAUGCAGCGCCAAGAGGAAGAGGAAGCCCAGGAGGAAGAGGAAGCGCAGGAGGAGGAAGAGGAAGAUGAGGAAGGGGCCCGCCCAGAGCCGGAAGGAGCCGUGAGCGCCGGAAGCAGCAAGACCUGCGCGACGGGACCCCGGCGGCUGGUGGAGGCCCUCCACAUCCCCUCCCCGCUCUCGGCCAGCCCAGACACAGGACUGAGCACGGCCAGCAGCGUCUCCUCCCCUUCCGAACUCUCAGAGGGCUCCAUCUCGGUCACUUCGGCCUACUCCAGCGGGUCGACGCAGCGGGAGUCCCCGGCCUACAGCCCCGAAGAGGAGUCCGAGGGGGCCAUGGACGUCUGCCCAGGAGAGGAGGGGGGCCUGGCCGGGUGGUACAUGCGGGAGGGCCCCCCCCACCCUGCGCCCCUCUUCUUCAUGGACUGCGACGAUGGGGGCGCCCCUUCCUCUGGGCACGCCGCUGGGCCUCCGCCGGAGAUGGAGCCGGAGCUGCUGAGCUACGCCGAGAAUGCCGAGAACGAGGAGUACCUGCCGGCCACCGACGUCCUGCAGGUGGACAUGAUCACCUUGGCCAAGCAGAUCAUCGAGGCCACUCCGGAGCGGAUCAAGCAGGAGGACUUUGCCUCGGCCGAGGCCCCUCUGAGGGAGCGGCCCUCCAACCUGGGCCUGAGCGAGACCAUGUCCUGGCUGGCCAGCUACCUGGAGAACGUGGACCAGCUCUCCAGCGCUGCCCAGAGACGCUCCUUGGCCUCGGCGUCGUCCUCAUCGUCCUCGUCCUCGCUGCCCUCCUCCCCGCUGCCCCCGGCCCCCUCCUCGCGCCUGAGCCCGCUGCUGCUGCCCCCUCCGCUGGGGGAGCUCUCCCUGGAGCGCCUGCCCCCGCCCCCCUCGGCCGCCAGCUGGGCAGAGUUCCUCAACGCCUCGGCCAACGGCAAGAUGGAGAGCGACUUCGCCCUGCUGACCCUCUCCGACCACGAGCAGCGGGAGCUCUACGAGGCCGCCAAGAUCAUCCAGACCGCCUUCCGCAAGUACAAGGGCCGCCGGCUGAAGGAGCAGCAGGAGAUGGCUGCCGCGGUCAUCCAGCGAUGCUACCGCAAGUACAAGCAGCUCACCUGGAUUGCUCUGAAGUACGCCUUGUAUAAGAAGAUGACGCAGGCGGCCAUCCUGAUCCAGAGCAAGUUCCGCAGCUACUACGAGCAGAAGAAGUUCCAGCAGAGCCGCCGGGCGGCCGUCCUCAUCCAGCAGUACUACCGCAGCUACAAGGAGUACGAGAAGCUCAAGCAGGGACACCGGGCAGCCGCCGCCAUCAGCCAGAAGAUCAAAGGAAACUUCCUGACCAAGAAGCAGGAUCAAGCCGCCCGGAAGAUCAUGCGCUUCCUGCGCCGCUGCCGCCACAGGAUGAAGGAGCUGAAGCAGCGGCAGGAAGUGGACCCCCCCUCACAGAAGAGAGGCCUGGCCACUUAGGCCGAAGAGAAGAAGACGACGGGAUGAAGCCUGCGUCGUCAAAGGCUUUCAUGGCCAGAAUCACUGGGUUGUUGUAGGUUUUUCGGGCUGCCAAGUUCCAGAAGCAUUCUCUCCUGACGUUUCACCCACAUCUAUGGCAGGCAGCCUCAGAGGUUGUGAGGUCUGUUGGAAACUAGGCAAGUGAGGUUUGGACAUCUUUCCGAUCUGUGGAAGGAUGUCCAGGGUUGGAGAAAGCACUCUUGCCUGCUCGAGGCAAGUGUGAAUGUUGCAAUUGAUCACCUUGAUUAGCAUUGAAUGGCCUUGCAGCUGCAAAGCCUGGCUGUUUCCUGCGUGGGGGAAUCCACAGGAAUGCUGGGGUUGAUAUAUUUGUGGAACGAUGUCCAGGGAGGGAGAAAGAAAGAACUCUUGUCUGUUGGAGGCAAGUGUGAGUGUUGCAAUUGGUCAGCUUGGUUAGCGUUGAAGGGCCUUGCAGCUGCAAAGCCUGGCUGUUUCCUGCCUGGGGGAAUCCACAGAAAUGUGGGACCACUCUGGCAACGACCAUGCCAGACGACACAGAGAAGCCACUGAAAUCCACGAGAAGCAGGUGGACAAUGUCAACAGAAAGGAGGAAACCAUGAACAUGGACACAAUCUAUAAUCAGGACAGUAAAUAAGCAAAACUCAAAAAAAUAGGGGAAUUCCAGGCAGGAAACAAUCAGGGCCAGCCAAUCACCUCCCAACAAAGGAUUCCUCCCAGCCAGCAGCCACCUAGGCUUUGAAGCUGCACGGCCAUUCAGUGCUAAACAAGGUGAAGCCAUGAACAUGAACACAAUCUGGCUCCCAGUAUU